AUGGACUCAAGGUUGGAAAAUAUAGGAAAAAACCAGGAAGAGUUCAAAAAAUCGUUAGAAUAUUAUGGAAAUAAGAUAGAUGAUUUUAAUUUGAGAAUAUCGGAGGUUGAAAAUAGGAUCAAAGCGAUUCCAAAACUUGAAAAUUCUGUAAGUACUAUUGCAUCUGAUCUAGAGAAAACAAAUAGGGAGAUUGAGCUUCUCCAGCAACAAGCACGGAGGAAUAACGUUGAAAUAAAUGGAAUCCCGGAAAAAUCUGGCGAAAAUCUACAAUCUGUUUUAGUUAACAUCCUGAAGGCCUUAAACAUCCCUGAAAAUUGCUUUGAAACCUAUCAUCGGGUUGCCCAUAUUGAUCCAGAUAACAAAAAUCCACGUUCCAUUAUUGUUAAAAUGAUUAGCAUCAAGGAAAAAAAUGAUCUUUUGGCCUCCAUAAAAAAUAAGCAAGGGCUGAAACUAAAUCAGGCUGGGCUCCCAGGAGAUGGAAACAUUUACAUCAAUGAUCACCUCACGAUUGUCGCUGUACAUUUCACCACCGUUCCAGCAGGACGAAAUUUGAAAAUGUGCAAAACGCCGUGGACAUUUCCGGACAACAAAAUCCAUUUUACGAACAAACAAUUUCUGUACGAAGUUUAUUACAUCAUGCGAAGCGGUGUACGAAUAAUGAGUUCGAAUUGGUUCGGUCAAAAUUGGCAACAGGAUCAAGGACCAAUGGACCACGACGUUUCGCAUCCUUCCAAUUUUAUGGGAAUUGUUCCUAUAGGAAAUAAUAGUGAUAGUGGAGAUGAUAUUUCUUAUUCUUACAAGCUUCUAGGCCAAAACAUGACGUUGGACCACUGCGAAAAAAUGUACAUCAACGAGACGAAACGUCUUCUAAAAACGCAUCCUGAUGGAUUUUGUAAUACGUCUUUUGAUAAGAUUCUAUGCUGGCCUCCGACUCCCUAUAACUCUGUGGCCAGAAUCAAAUGUUUUUCAGAAUUUUUGGGAAUAACAUAUGAUGAUACACAAAACGCUACAAGAGAAUGUUCCUACAACGGUACCUGGCACAAAUCAACCUACGACGAUUGUACCGAAUUGGAAAUGUACCCAACCAGCGUGGAAACGCAAACCAACAUCUACUUAAUCGGAUACAUUAUCAGCUCAGUGACAUUAGCCAUAGCUAUUUUUAUAUUCACCUAUUUUAAGGACGCCCCUGUUUUUCAUCAUCCUUUGGGCGGUGAUCAAAAGCAUCCUGCUGGAACCUGCACCUGA
Ceutorhynchus assimilis (cabbage seed weevil) is the source of this 1245-nucleotide messenger RNA. Lineage: Eukaryota; Metazoa; Arthropoda; Insecta; Coleoptera; Curculionidae. The record is from the annotation of a GenBank genome assembly.